GCUGUGUGAUCGUCGACAAAGCGGGCUACACAGAUGUUUGUCAUUUUUGAAUCAUUAACAAUUUUCUUGGACUAUUUAUCUGUGCGUUUGAGCAGUGCGGCCCCUCUUUAGCUUAGCUUUACUCUAUAUUAUUUAAUGAUACCUUCUGUUGCUUCGCAGCUGAAAAAUUUUCCCAUUUCUCCUUUUUCAGUGUUUUUCCUUUUUGCGUGCUUUUCUUGCGACUCAGUUUUUCUUACCAGUUUUUCUACUACUGCCAACAACAUUGCAGUUGCAACUCUUUUCACUGUUUUUAUUGUUUCACACCUAUAUUGUUUCUACUCUAUUCUUAAGGAUUAGAGUUUGCUGCCUUAUGUGGCGUAGAAAUCCGAACGAUAAUGGCGUUAGCUACCUCCUCUUCUCGUGGCGUCUCCGCAGAGUCAGGAGGUGAAUCAAGAAUCUCUUUGCCGGCGUCUCAACCGGGGUACGGCGGGACCUCCUCGAUCGGUAGCUCAUCUGCAGUAGGGAAAGGGCAGGACGAAGGCGUGCUCAUCAUUCCUAUCAAAACAAUUGUGCAGCGAAUAGCACCGCUGUGUGCCCUGCGCGACGGCGAGUUGCGGGCACUUCUACGGACUUACGACACAGCAAGCGUCGGGGGCCUCACGGAACAGCAGUGGUCCAAAUUUUGCAGUGAAAACCGCAAGGCGUUCCCGACUUUGGGUGAGGAACUUCUGGACUACGACCGCACCGGCGAGUAUAGCGUCUCUGUGGUGAAGCACGGCUUUGACGAUGUCAACCACGUUGACGCCUCGCACUCCUUCACGAAGUCCGCCAUCCGCUUUGUGGAAAGCUUUGCGGCGGGCGGGAUUGCCGGCGCCGUCAGCAAGACUGUCAUCGCCCCUGGUGAUCGCGUCAAGAUCAUUUUCCAGGUGGAGUCCACCCGACGGUUCAGCCUGCGCGCGGCGCUAUACCUCGGCGUCGCCACCGUGCGCGAAUUUGGUGUCACCGGUUUGUGGAUCGGAAACGGUGCCACCAUGCUGCGCGUAGUUCCCUACGCCGCCAUCACGUACGCCUCCUUCGACUUCUACCACAGUCGCCUCCGCACUGCGUUCGCGCUCCAGAACGCGGACGGCUCCCCCGACGAGGGACGCGCGGUGAUACUGCGCUUCAUCAGCGGCUCCCUGGCCGGUGCAACCUCCACCACAUGCACCUACCCCCUAGACCUUAUGCGAGCUCGGUUUGCGGCCCGUAGCAGCUCCGGCAAGCGCCGCUUUCCUAGUUACCGUGCCGCCUUUAAAGAGGCCACGGCGGCGCAAGGUGUGCGUUCGCUCUACGGGGGGCUUUUCCCUACAAUUGUCGGCAUCGUGCCCUACGCAGGUUGCAGCUUUGCAUGCUUCGAAACACUCAAGUACUACAUUGUCAAGUUUUCCAACCUGACAUCAGACAAGGAUAUCCCCACCUAUCAGCGACUUAUCGCUGGCGCGCUGGCCGGCCUGCUGGCACAGUCUGCCACCUACCCCCUCGACAUCGUGCGGCGCCGCAUGCAGGUCACUCCCGGCCGAUACAAGGGCGUGGUGCACGCGCUGCGGACGGUGUAUCUCGAGGAGGGGGUUCGCCAAGGCCUGUACAAGGGUCUUGCCAUGAACUGGAUCAAGGGCCCCAUCGCCACCGCCACAAGCUUCACGGUGAACGAUCUCAUCAAGCGGCGCGCGCGCAACUAUCACGAGAACACCGCCGCGUACUCGCGGCGGCCGAAUUUGGUCACGCCGCCUGAGGCGUUCGUCUGCGGCGGCAUAGCGGCUGGUGUGGCCAAGUUCUGGACCUUGCCGUUUGACCGGCUCAGGAUUCUGUACCAGGUUGGCAUGACUGAGAAGACGACCGCGCGAAAGGGUUUGGAGUUUUUGUACGACGUGAUGAAGCAGAGCCCCAACAUGUGGAGCUCCGGCAGCAUCACAAUGAUGCGCGUGAUACCGUAUGGCGCCCUGACGUACUGCUUCUUUGACAUGUUUCAAAUGGUGGCGGAGCGGCUCAUGUACUCGCACGAGGCGACGCCCUACACGAGCUUCGCCGCUGGUGCGGCCUCGGCGGCGUUCAGCACGGCCAUCGUCUACCCGUUGGAUCUCCUGCGCACCCGGGUGGCCGUGAACGCCGUGCCAAGCUUUCAGUCGUACUUUUGGCUUCUGCGGGCGACGGCGCGGCGGCACGGCAUUCGGUCUCUCUGGAAGGGUUGCUACGUCUCUAUGAUGGGCGUUGGCGUUCUUGCCGGCAUCGGGUUUGCCUCGUACGAGUAUUUGAAAGAUCGAUUCAACUGUCACAACUUCUGGCAGUACCUUGCGGCAGGCGUUACAUCGGGGCUGACUGGUUCCGUGCUCACGUACCCGCUGAGCGUGGUGAAGCGCAACCGUCAGGCAGAGCGUGUUGUGUACUCGCAGUUUGGCUAUCACUCCAUUCAACCGCUCCUCAAAAACGCCUCGGGUGUUGCAUUCUUGUACCGCAAGAUGCCCUUCUCUUUCACGCUGAGCAGCUUGACGUUUGGUCUCUCGUUUGCGGUCAACGACGCGUGCCGCGACAUUGUUGUAGCCGCACGAAGCGACAUGCUUCGGGAGCUCUUCUUUUCGCCGGCAGCACCGUAG
This is a messenger RNA of Leptomonas pyrrhocoris, 2609 nucleotides long. RefSeq names its product putative mitochondrial mitochondrial carrier protein. Gene Ontology annotation, biological process: transmembrane transport. The transcript has a single exon. Lineage: Eukaryota; Euglenozoa; Kinetoplastea; Trypanosomatida; Trypanosomatidae. Gene Ontology annotation, cellular component: mitochondrial inner membrane. The coding region runs from base 375 to 2609 and encodes 744 amino acids. The record is from RefSeq and is a predicted model, not a curated record.